AUGGACUUCCGCACACAGAGAGAGCGACCCCUUCCUCUUUUUUCCACACACCAGUUCUCUAACGCUUACGUGUUCUUUAUCUGGGCCCAGUCAGCUUAACAGUUUGCUUCAAUUUUUGUCUUUCUCUUGGUUUACUGGGAUAUUCCAGGGUAACCAUGUGGUCGCAUUUGCUGCUGUUGGCCUGUUUGGCGCAACUGGCACAUGGCGAGGACUACUAUAAACUGUUGGGAGUGGAGCGAGACGCCGAUGAUCGCACCAUCCGGAAGGCUUUCAAAAAGCUCGCCAUCCAGAAACAUCCGGACAAAAAUACGGUUAGGUUUGAGAAAAUAUGAAAUAGAUAAGGUUGAGGAUAUUUUUCUAUCGGUUGAAGUUUUCGUUUUGGUUUUUUUUUUCAUUUUAUAGUUAGACCUUGAAAGGGAAAAACGAAAUAGGCGGCUCUCUUUAAGCUAUCACUUGGGUGAAAAUUUGUUAGUUUUAUAUAACGAUACCAUAAUGCAGUUUUUUAUACUCCUCUCAAAAUUUGUAAAAAUCGAAGUGUAAAAAGAAAAAAUUUUUCACUGAUUGGGCAGCUGAUGAUUUCAUUCAACAAUAAUAUUUUGACUUUUCGCAAAUCCCAGAUAUUUCAAUCAAUUUUGAGGUUAUUUCACUUUGGAGGAUUCUUCGAAGUCCUGAAAUUUUCAUUCCCUGAAAAUUUAUGGUCUAGUUUAUAAUUUCAGAGAUUUAUUCUAGGAUUUCGAAAUAUUUAAUGACCAAUUUUUUUUUGAAUUUUAUAAAGAAUUCAAAUUUAUAUUGGUUUUUAUGACUCCAUUUUUUUUCCAGGACGACCCGAACGCCCACGCCGAGUUUGUCAUGAUCAACAAGGCCUACGAAGUCUUGAAAGAUGAGAAUCUUCGCAAAAAGUACGACCAAUUUGGCGAAAAAGGCUUGGAGGACGGCUUCCAAGGCGGCAACAACUACCAGAGCUGGCAGUUCUACAACGACAAUUUCGGUUUCGAAGGUCUUGUAGUUAUAUUGAAAGAGUAUUUCUGCAGGGAUCUACGACGACGACGUCGAAAUCGUGACUCUCAACCGCGCCGACUUCCAACGCCUCGUUUCGGACACUUCCGACGUCUGGUUCAUCAACUUCUACUCCACUUAUUGCUCUCAUUGUCACGAGUUGGCGCCUACGGUUAGUUCAUUCAAGGGAUAAAGAACAUAUCGAUCAUCAUGAGAUAACAUUCCAUUCAGCACCGAGAAACGAUUUUUAUUUUUCAAUAAUUUUGAAACAGUAUUGGUUUUAAUUGAAGCUUCAAAUGGCUGAAACGCAAAAAAAAAAACGUUUUAAUAUGCAUAUAUGCAAUCAACUAAAAGGCAAGCAAGAACUUUUUACGGUCCUUAGUCUCGUUCUCCUGCUCGUAGUUGAUCUAGUUGCGCCAUAAGGAGCUCAGAAUGCAGUUCCGAAGCCCAAAAACUGUUUCCCAGAUGGAAGCCUCGGAAUGAGAGGGAUCAGAGAAAAGUCCAGACUUUACCCGGAAUCUCUUCCAAGAGAAUUCCAUCAUUUUUCAGUGGCGAAAGUUCGCUCGCGACAUCGAAGGAGUUGUUCGGAUAGGCGCUGUGAACUGCGCCGAAGACCCGAUGCUCUGCCAGUCGCAACGCGUCAACGCCUAUCCUUCUUUGGUCUUCUAUCCCACGGUUUGCUUCCAUUUAUCAACUGAUGAAGUACUGUUUUGAUACGAACGAACUGAUCUUUUUUUGCGCCAUGGAAAGAAGUUAAAUCUGGUAUACUCUUUUUCUGCAACUUCUUCCUAGUUUUCAAUCCAAGAAUUUGUGGAUACUUAAAAUCACUUCCAACCAUGUUACUGUUCCGAAAAGAGGUUUUUUGGUUUGAAAUUAGCUCGGAACUUAUGUAGGUAAUCGGUUAUUGAGAAAGAUCUCAAAAUCUGGAAAAAAAAAUUAUGAAGUUUAAAACAAAGGUGCUGAGAUUAACAACUAUAUCAAAUAAAGAAUGGCGUUACCAGCAAGCAGAGGCUGUUGCAUUUUCAAAAAAAUUAUGAAAAACAGUGACCCAAAAAAAUUAAAGAAGUUAAGAAAGAAAAAGAAAUAAUAAAAAAAUUAAUGAAAGACUUUUGCAAGAGAUACUGAAAGUUAUCUUUUUGAUUGAGGGAAUGAUAAGAUACGGGUUGGAGGUUUAGGGAGACUUUGAACUUUUGUGAGAUAAUCGUUUUGGACGUUUUUCUUCUCUGAUUCUUUACUUGAAUUGCAAAAUAUCCUUCUAAAUUUCAGCCCUGUAGAAAAAAAUGUUAGCAUCCUAAAAUUCCGUGACAAAUAGAAAAGGAAAAAACUGAGGAGAGCGUUUUGGAAAUCUUCAUCCAAAACAUGAAAAUCUAACACCUGAAUGCUUGAAAUUCUUCAACUGUUGAUGGUUAUCUACUCUUUUUGAGUUCAUUGCUAAAAUAUUUUUUAAACUAGAAUUUAAUAAUUUUUGAGGUCAUUGUUGAGAUCUUUCGUAUACGAGCUUUUCUGAAAUGAUGGUUUACUUCUUGCAGGGCGAGUUUUAUCAAGGCGUCCGCGAGGUUGAACUCCUUGUCGACUAUGUUGUUCAGCGCCUCAAAUCUGAGGUUUUCGUUAUCAGAAUUCAUCAUUCUAUCGAGAAUCAUAGGUCCUCCACUUGAACAAGGGAAACAUCGCGGAUCUGAGCCAGUACUGGGAGCCGUACAAUGAACGGCCUUGGAUCAUCGACUUCUGCAGCAACGAACACGACGUCGACUGUCUUUCCCAGAACAAUCGGUGGGAUUUUCAGAAAUGAUGAUUUUUUAGUAGAUUUUUUUACUUCUAGGUGUGGUACAUGAACAGUGAUAAGUUGAUUUUUAAGAUUAACAGUUCGUAUUGUAGAGCUUUACGUAGCUUUUCCGAUUCCAUAUAGCUGAUUCGUAGCUGGCUUGAACCAUCAAAAAAAGUCCUUUCACGAUGAAAAAGGAGACCACGCCCCUUAGCGUCCCAAGCUAACCAUGAAAAGCUUCAACAGAAACUCGUAAAAACUGUAACUUUUGAGAAAAGCUCGAUUUUAACUUAAUUUCAACAUAGAGAAGAAAUGGUGAACAGAAAUUUUCUAACCGUAAUAAAAUAUCCUGAGGUGAAAUUUGAUUGUAAAUGUUUCACAGCUUCAUCCUAAUUGGAAGCUUUAAAUGGCGGAGAAGUUUGAAAGAGCAACUAGAAAAAAACUUGUAAAUAAACGAGAAAAAAAUGAUAUUGUUUCGUAUAUAGGGCUGCUUUUCUGGAAAAUUGCAUCUUUCGCGGGGAUUUUAAAAAAAUAUUCCAUUUUCACUUAUAACUUUUUCUUUUUGAAAAAAAUUUCAAAGUCAAGAAAUUUUUGUAAAAAUUUCGAAAAAAAUCGCAAAAAAAUUUUUUUAAGGUGCAUUCAAGCUCAGACCUCAUAUUUUAAUGUCCGUUAACGCUUUUACUAAACAUUUAUCAUAAGUUCUUGGAAUCUUACAGAAUAUCAUUUCAGACGAAAAACUGUCGGCGAUGCUCGACGGCCUCGUCAACGUCGGAACCAUCGAUUGUUCCGCGGAAGAGGAACUUUGUGCCGAUUUCGAAGAAUCUUCGGAAGGACCCUUUUUCUUCCCCAAGGGGAAAAUUGAGCCGGAGAAGAGACAGGUGAAAAAAUCUUUUCUUCAAAACGCUGAUAUUUGUGAAGAAAAUUCUCUUUCAUUUAGAUUUUUUCAAGAUAAACUUCGAAUUUCUAAUGAUGAUUCAGGCUCUCAACACGAUGGACGUCCAAGAAAUCGCCAAAAACGUCAUCAAACUUCUCGAUCCGAUCCAGACGAUGGACACUGAGCAACUGGACGAGCUUAUAAGUUAGUUCACUGUUUCGUAUUCUGAUGUUCAAGGAUGAGAUGAGAGAUAAGGAUGGGGAACUCAAUUCCAAGGUCUUAUUCAGACUUAUAAUUAGUGUGUUCAAGUUUAGAAAAACUAGGCUCAAUCCAAUGAGAGUCUACUUUUUCGGAUUCCGAAGACCUGUAGCAGUUUGUCUGUCUUUGGUAACGCGAACUGGACCCGCCUCGGACUUUCUGAUCGUAUCUAGCAGGGUUGCACGAAACUCGAGCUCGUCUCGAACUUUUCGAGAAGAUAGAAACACUAAAAAUUGUGAGCAGAAAGGCCAAAGUUUGGUGUAAGAAGUGAUGGUCCCCAUGUACCAAGAGCAAAUUAUGUCGAGUUUUGACGUAUUGCAGGAGAUAAGUGAAACUGAAACGUUGAAAAAAAUUCGGGAAGUUUCGCCUUUUAAACGUUUUUUUGUGUUAUUUUCUCAGUUCUUUAUCGUUUUUGUUUUUUCUAUCUACCCAACAAAUUUUUAGACAAUUUAGUUUUUUUUAGUCCUACUGUUUCUUUCACAUAGAUUUAUUCAUUUUAUUCUCUUAAAAAUUUCUCGGCCUCUAAAAUUAAUUUAUCGUGCAACCCUGAUUUUUAGUAAACUCUUAAGCGGCGUCAUCACUCUUAAGGGAUCCCUAGAAUUGCUCGACGUCCGGUUUCCAUUAACGAGGUCCUAGUCUGUAGAAAUCUUAAAGAGCUAUUCCUGUGGAGGGGGGCGGGGAAAUUUAUCGAUUUUUAUUUUCAGUUUUUUGCGAUAAAGGUGAAAGAGGUAAUAAUUUUGAUAGUAAAGUAGCGAAAAUGGUCCAUUUUGUGAUUUUCAUCUAAUAACUUGUCCUAUUUGCUUGCGCGGGAAAAAUCAGACAGAAACCAAAUCAUAUUUUUCUAGAUCACACUCCGGACGAACCUACCGCCGUCUGGUUCGUCGCCAACGAAGGCCAAUUUUCCGAAUUUCCCGAAUACCGACGAAUUCCGGCUCUCAUCUCGAAUCCAGUAAGUCAUUUUUCCAAGGAAAAAAACACUUUGAGUUAUCCGAGAGAAUUUCAUGACGAUUAGAAAUUUCAGAAGAUAUUCAUAUUUUUUAUUUGUUCCAGAUCUACAGCUACGACUGCUCGACAAGUUCAACUUGUUCCGAAUUGCUUGAUACAACUAAAUUGCCUCAGUUUGUGGUCUUCAAGAAGACUGGUGGUUACGAGAUUGAUUAUGGUACUGCAGAAAAUUUAUGAUUUUCCUAAUUUCCGGAGUUUUCCAGUGAACCAUCGCGACCACCACAGCGUUGUCGCGUUUUUGAGAGAAGCCGCGAUGUCGCCGUUGAUGGCCUUGGAUCGAGAUAGCUAUGCAGAAGCUGUUAAAGGCGAUGAAUUGUUCAUUGUCGAUUACUUCGCCCCUGUUAGUUUCUGAAGAUUUUUUGGAAUUUUCUGAAAGUUAGAAGGUUUUUGUUUCAGCUCUAAAUAUGAAGAUGAAAAAUAUUUUUUUAUUUUUUUCCGGGUAAGAUGUUUAAAUUUGAACAGAUCUUUUUAAAGUUCUGAAUAUAGCUAGACUUUAAAAAUCUUUGAAAAAUCCAGUUAUCAAAAAUAUUCAAUAUUAAAGAAAUUUUCUCUGUUUCAAAAAAAGCCCGAAAAAGUUUUUUUAAAUAUAAAAACAUCUGGCUACCAAGUCGCAAAAAUAUCUUGUAAAAAAACAAGGAAAAAAAUAACGUUCUGCUGAGAAAAUGAGUCAGGAUACUUUUUCGAAAAAGUCCUUUAAAAAUUUUGUAAACAAUGGGAUUAUUUUUUUGAAAUGAAUUGCUUAAAAUUUCUGGCCAAGAAGGAAAUAUAAACCAAUUUCUCAGACAAAAUCAUCAAACGACUUUUGACCAAUAGUUUUUCAUGCUCAGUUUUGAAUGUAUUAGACUAAAAACUUUUUGUUCAAAAACUUCAAAAUUUUUUUCUUGACGAUUAUUUUGCUGAAUUUUUUUAUUUUGCUCCCAAGCCUGUUUUUCUGGUGUGAAAGAACCGGAAAAGUUAUAUUUUGUCUCCAUUUCGAGAAAUUUCCUUUUUACUUGAAAAAUCUUCUACGAAUCAAAUUGGGAAAGCUAAUCUCUGUUCCUCCCAUUUUUCGAUCUCCUUCAUUCCCUUCAUUUUGCAUUCCAGUGGUGUCCUCCUUGCCUGAAAAUGAUCGGAGAGUACCGAAGAUACCACCAUCAAGUGGCUGAGAAUGAGAUCCUCUCGAGCAUCAAAAUCGCCACCCUCGACUGUCAGAAAUAUCGGGACCUUUGCACGGCUGCCGGUGUUCAGAGGUAAAAUAAUCAUUCGAAAAAGGGAAAGUGUAAACUUUUCAGCUAUCCAACAAGUGUUCUGUACACUCCCGCGGGAAAACAGCACCGUUUGACGGGAUAUCACGCCAUGGACGCUUUGAUUGAUUUCCUUGAGGUUGUUUCAGCCUUUUGAAAAUAAAAUGGUACGAAAAUAAUUGUAUUUUUCAUUUGCCAUGACUUAGAGUCAGAUAUGGGCGGAACUGAAUUUUUGAUUUUUGGAAGGCGGAAGUUUUUGGAAGGCGAAAAUUCGGUUGGUGGAGCCUCUUUUAGGCUCAAAAAAAUCUUUUUUUUUUUGUGAAAAAUAUUUCCGCCUCAAUGCGAACUAAUUGAUUUCAGAACGCCAUAGAUCCAGCCGUGACUGAACUAACCCCUGAUACUUUCGAAGAACUCGCCAUGCAGCGAGGCGAAGAAGAAACCUGGAUUGUUGAUUUCUUCGCUCCCUGGUGUGGUCCUUGUCAACAGGUAGAACUCAGAUAAUGGAAUGUAAUAAAAAUAAAUAUCAUGAUAAAUGUAAAUUAAACGGUAUGGCUUUUUUCAAUGCUCUCUAGUUUCCCUUGGCAAAUUUUUGUGUUCAGUUUCCUAAAAAAUAAAGAUGGUGAAGACUCAGAAAAAAAAAGGGGCAGGUCCUUAGACAGUGUGUAGAACGAUGAGAGUACGAGUCUGGUCUCUCCAAGUUUGCCGUGCUCUCUAACCUCAUGUAUCCGCGCUGGCCUGACCUUUUCCUCGAGGGCUUUGAAAUUCGAUUAGAAACUAUAUUUUUAGUGAUAAGAUUUCUCCUAUUUUGUCUCAAAAAGCUCGAAUUUGAAAUGAUUUUCAGUUGGCGCCAGAACUCCAACGAGCCGCCCGUGCCCUUCAGGAUCAGGACGCCAAUAUCCACGUCGGAACGGUCGACUGUCAAGAAUACGCGGCUUUCUGCAAGCAGAAAUUAGUCGCCGCCUAUCCCACAGUCCGGCUUUUCCCCGCCAAGACGUCCAAACACGCUAGAAAGUCCCACUAGUGAGUUUCGGAAAGCAGGAACGGGAUUAUUCAAAGGAAUUAGUGAAGAAAUGAGAGGAAUACGAAGUAUAAGGCUGAAAUAUUGAAACUUUUACUUUGAGAGUUGAGAUUUUAAAAAAAGUCAAUAGAUGACCAGGGCAUAUUGAUAGGAAUGUCUUUUUUUUUUUCUCAUUUAAGAUACGAGUUGUUAAUUUUAAACCUGUAAGUCCAAGUUUUUCGUAGAGUUUUUUUAAAGUCAUUUCUUUGAAUUUCAAAUUUCAAACCAUCAAAUCAUUUAUUUUGUUGUUAUAGUCAUAGAUGUAAUCGACUGGGCGGUGAAAAAGAACUUUCAAAGCUAUAACGAACAACCGCGAACUAGAAGUCCAAACGUGUAGUCGAAAGAGUUGAAAGCAUGGUCUUACGGUCCUUCGCAUCGUUCUUCUGCGCGUAGUCCAUCUAGUUGCGCCUUGACGAGCUCAGAAUGUAGUGGAUGGUGUAGCUGAAGCCCGGAGACCGUGCUCUAGGUGGAAGCCUCAGAAUGAGAGCGACCACUUCGAUUGAAGAUUUUACACGGAAUUUCAGCGAUUAUCCCAACAACAUGUGGAGAAACUCGGAUUCGAUCCAACGCUGGGUCUUCGGAAUGCUGCCUUCCAGCGUUGAGGCUCUUGGAAACGACUUCUGGACCACGGUAUGUCGAAUCUCAUAGAAAGAAAAAGAAUAACGUUAUUUCCAAGGUUCUUGAUGCGGACGAGCCUUGGGUCGUUGAUUUCUACGCUCCUUGGUGUGGACACUGUGUCCAGUUUGCACCGACUUAUGAGAAGUUGGCCAAGGUUUGUUUGAAAUGAAACUGCGCAAAGAACAUAGGAGCUUGAGUUUUAAGUAUUGGAUGCGAAAGGAACUUUCGAAAACUUUUAUGUUCUCUCAUAGGGAGAAGGUUUUGAAAACGAUUUUCGUUUUCUAAAAAAGAACGUUUUUUUUUUUUGAAAUGCUACAUGAAGGUGACACUUUUCAUUUAACAUUUCAAAAUUCUUAUUUUUGCCAAGCUGUGGAAAUUUUAGAAGUUCAAUGGACGACUGAAGUUCGCCAAGGUGGACUGCGACCAGUGGCCAGGCGUGUGCCAAGGAGCGCAGGUGCAGGCAUAUCCGACGAUCCGCCUCUACCGUGGCAGGACCAAUUCGAAGCGACAGGACGUCUGGGGCACGCAGAUCAGGUCUCACGACGAACACGGCUUCGCCCAAUUCGUACAGCAGCAAAUCGGCAUCUCCCACGACGAAUUGUAG
This is a messenger RNA of Caenorhabditis auriculariae, 8397 nucleotides long. The record is from the annotation of a GenBank genome assembly. Lineage: Eukaryota; Metazoa; Nematoda; Chromadorea; Rhabditida; Rhabditidae.